AUGUCAUCAUCAUCAUCUUCAAAUCAGGAGUUUGAUUUGACGAUGGAGGAAUGUGAAAGGUUAAAGAAGGCAUUCAAAGAUGAAGAGUUCAGAAAAAUGUUUGCAGAGUAUGCUGAAGAGAUUGCAAAUCCUGAGAAUAAGGCUAUUUACGAGGAAGAGAUACGUCAGAUGGAGCAGGAAAGAGGAAUGGAUAUAAAAUUUGUUAAUCCGGAACCAGGUCAUGUCCUCAAAACUGUUCUCAAUGGGUCCACCAAAGCGUUCAUCAACAUCUGCAAAAAUGUCCAUGUUGGCAUUCCCUCUCAUGAGAAGAAAGAUGUAUAUGGGAAAUGUGGUGUAUCAUGGUCCAUACCACACAUCUUUGCGCCACCUAGAGAUGACUUGACGAAAACAAAACAAAAUUGCAAGAUUUUCGAUUUUGUCAUUCAUCCAGACACAUACAGGAUGUCUGAAACUAACCAAAGAUUCAGGCAGAUGGUGCAUGAUCUGGCAGUGGAUGGCAUUGAAAAGAUGUUCAAUGUAACCCUUGAUAGGAAGAAUUUGAAACAGUUAAAAAUGAAGUUUAUGGGCCACAAGACGGCCACUGUCAUCAGGAAUAAAAUUGCAGAUGCCAAGGUUAAAAAACAGGAUGAUGAAAAUGAUGGUGAAGACCCAUUGAGUAGCUUUCCAUACCCAUACAGUAAUGAAACUUCUUCUGAAAGAACACAGAGAAUAGCAAAAAAUGAAAAUAAUGAAAAUGCAACUACAAGUAAAGAUGGUGUAGUCAACGAUGGCUUCACAAUUCCUAAGUAUGAAAUGAAACAUCAAUCGGAUGUUGAUUUAAAAAAUUAUGCAAAUGAAAUGUCUCGAGUUUGUACCUUGAGUACCAGGCCAGACAAACUGAUCAUGAGCGUUAAGCUCCCACUUCUAAGCUCAGCUGCCAGCUUAGAACUUGAUGUUUUUGAAAAAUCCAUGAAACUAAUUUCUACAAAGCCAGCUAAAUACAAACUCGAAAUUUCUCUCCCAUACCCUGUCGAUGAAAAUUUAAGUUCUGCCAAGUUUGAUAAACUGAAGCAUGAGCUGAUGAUAACAAUGCCUGUUAUA
Molecule: messenger RNA, 1080 nt
Organism: Helobdella robusta
Lineage: Eukaryota; Metazoa; Annelida; Clitellata; Rhynchobdellida; Glossiphoniidae
Exons: 2
Cellular component (GO): cytoplasm
Source: RefSeq, a predicted model, not a curated record